GAAUAUGAUUAGGAAUAUUAUAUACUAGACGUAUGAAGUCCUAGAAUAGGAGCUACAGGGUCGUGAACAUUCUUCACGCUCUACAUUCGUUCUCUACUUCCUUCCAGAAAGGUUGCAUUCCACUGGCAAAGUGUGAGGACUCCUCGUAUCAGAAUCCAAACCCAGGUCACUUAUUAUUAUUUCUACUUGUUUUUAAGGUACUGGAAGGCUUACAACAGGACUAAGGAAUCUGCCGUAUCGCACCGGGCUGCCGCGCUCAGCAGGAGCUGGCUUUCCUCACAUCCCUACCUUGCAGGCACCGCCCAGACUCACAACUCGCGCCUCAAACCCGUGCCUCGGUCGGGCUGUGGGGCUGCCUGCGCCUGGGCCCCUAGCGCCCCACGUUGCUGUGGGAACAAGGCACCAAGCCGUGAGACGUACCGAAACCCGGGCAUGGAGCUGCCGGAUCCGGUCCGCCUGCGGCUGGGAAACUUCAGCCGGACAGUCUUUGGGGACUCAAACAGGACGGGCCCCGAGUACAAUGAAGGUCCCGACAAUGAAAUGGUUUCCAGUUUGGCAUUGCAGAUGUCACUUUAUUUUAAUGCUUACUUUUUCCCACUUUGGUGGGUGAGCAGCAUUAUGAUGCUUCAAAUGAAGUAUCCAAUUUUGCCUGAUUACUACAAAUUCAUUGUGGUCACUGUUAUCAUCCUAAUAACCUUAAUUGAAGCUAUCAGGUUGUAUCUGGGCUACAUGGGUAACCUACAGGAAAAGGUUCCUGAGUUGGCUGGCUUUUGGCUUUUGAGCCUUCUAUUGCAGUUGCCUUUGAUUCUUUUCUUGCUCUUUAAUGAAGGCCUAAUGAAUCUGCCCUUGGAAAAAGCAGUGCACAUCAUCUUCACUAUGUUCCUUACUUUCCAAGUUGUUUCAGCAUUUCUUACCUUGAGGAAAAUGGUAAAUCAGUUGGCAACUCGUUUCCACCUCCAGGACUUUGACAGGCUCUCUGCAAACAGAGGAGGCAUGAGAACAAUGAGAUCCUGUAUAGAAGAGAUUUGACCCAGUGCUGUUUAGUGACACAUCUGAAAGGUCAUUCUAGAACUGCAAGAGCUAGGAAAACAUCAGAGAUCUAGCAUGAGAAAAAGGACAAAGCAAGUAUUUGGAACUGUGAACUCUCUGGCAAUGAAAUGCCACGGUUGAGGGUGAAGACAGACUGUACAAUACACGAAAGCAGUAAGUCAACCCUAAAGCCUAGAUGUCUCCCACCUGAUGCCAAAUAUCUUAAUUUUUGGUUGUUGUUGUCUCUCUCAGGUGUGUAGAAUUCUGUGUUGGUGGUUUCAAUUUAUCAGCUUUCCUGUAAUAUCUCUAGUUAGCAUCUAUAACAUUUCUAGUUAGAAAUGUGUAUAUUUCUUUUAAACGUGUUAGCUUUCCAUGUCUUGGCAGUACAUCUGAAGCACAUGGAAAUGCUUAUCAAUAUUGUGGUGUACUAGACUAUAUUUGUAAACCAAGACACCGCAUUUUCACGUCUGCUAGGGUUAAAUUAUAACCCUAGCUCAGCUGUUAUCCUGAGGUUAAGAAGAAAACAAGUGGAUUAUCAUGGUAUUUAGGAAAUAUUUUUAUCACAAAAUUGUAACUUUCAUACAACCAUGUUCAGUAUUUAUAGUGGUAGUGGUGUGCAACAUGUCUUUACAAUAAAUUAUAAAAUAUUUAUAUUAAAGUAUUUGUAACAAAUCAUUCUUGUCUUAUGUGGUUCUUUUUGGUUGUGGGCUUAUUUUUAUUACACAGUUGCAAGGGAUAGAAGAAAUAUGUCGUAGAGAGCCUUAUAUCAAUGUGUAGUGGACACUGAACUAAGUACACUAAUCCUUGUGAUUUCAUCUGCUACAUCAUUAUUCACUAAAGAACUGCUUCAUGCCCAAUAAAUUCAUAUGAGGCUUGA
Molecule: messenger RNA, 1906 nt
Organism: Phyllostomus discolor (pale spear-nosed bat)
Lineage: Eukaryota; Metazoa; Chordata; Mammalia; Chiroptera; Phyllostomidae
Gene: TMEM17
Product: transmembrane protein 17
Exons: 4
Coding region: 433-1029 (198 amino acids)
Biological process (GO): non-motile cilium assembly
Cellular component (GO): ciliary transition zone
Source: RefSeq, a predicted model, not a curated record